CAUCAACGCAUGCUCCUAAUUGUUCAACCUGCAUCCACGGCCUUGUCCCAACAUUCGACUCAGGGGCACGCCCUUCUCGUCCUUCUUUCCAUUAAUUAUAUCUCUUUCUUGACAUUCAUUUUCUACACAGACUCACAUUUUUUAAUUCCUUCGAUUGAUUUCUACAAUCGUUCCCUUUUCGUUCCGCCGCCAUGGCUCCCAAGUUUAGGGACGGGGACGCCGUCGUGACUAUCAAUGGCAAGUGGGUUUCCAAUGCGCACACUUUGUUCGCCGCCCUUGCCUUCCUCGGUGCUCUCCUUGUUGGCCUUCAGCUACAUUAUCACAAAAUCGUGCAGAAUGAGUACUACGGCUAUCCCGAAGAAUGGUUUCCUUCCGUAUCCGCAACCAUUGGCGAUCGAUACCCAGAGCGCUCGGUUUUUCAAGUUUUCAUUGCUAUCACUUCUGGGCCGAGAUUUGCCCUUGUUUUCCUCUGGUAUAUCAUGACUGCGCGACCGAACUCCACCUUGCCAAAAAUUGUUGCUGGCACUGGCGUCUUUCGCACCUUGACAUGCGGCGGCUGGACUUAUGUGACCUCUACCGAUGACCAUGAUUGGCACGACAUCUUUAUGAUUUCCUAUCUCGUCGCCACCUUGCCGUGGACACUCGGGUGCCUAGCUCUGAGCCCUGCCAAUCGCCGGGCUGUGAAAUAUCGGAAAAUCUUCGCCGGUCUCUUUUUUGGCUCGUUGGUUCCAUUGAUUUAUUAUUUCAUCCAACAUAAAGUGCAUAAGGUUGCUGGAGCUUAUACCAAAUAUGCUUUCUUCGAGUGGGCUUUGAUUUUUUUUGAUGUCGGAUUCGAUGCCAUUACUGCCCUAGACUUCGAAGCCUUUGAGCUUGUCGUGAGGGAUGUGAAAGGAGUCAGUAGAGGACAGUUGAAAACAUCUGCAGACAAAGUAAUUGAAAAAGAGAAGGAUAAACCGAUCGGAUACACGUUUGGCUAUGGAUUCUCUUGGUCCGCUGCUUUUGAUACCGCAGCUGAUAUCUACAAUGGAUUUGUUUUCUGGUCUAACUUAACUUCCCUUGGGGUUCUUGUGUGGUAUUUCCCUCUUUGGUAUAUGGGCAUAUCUGGUUACGAAGUCGCUAUUCUCUGCACCACAUCACCUCUCAUCAUGGCAAUUCCAUCUGUCCGCUCCUUGGCAGUGCGCAAUGCUCAUAUCCUUCAUUUCUUGACACUCGUUGGCCCUCUGGCAUUCGUUGUCCAGAACCCUGCAUAUCGUCUUUUUGCUGUCGGCUUCAGCGUGUCCAUGGGCUGUCUGGCGUGGUCAGCCGCCUUCUAUAGUGCACGUGCUCAAGGUGUAAGAAUAGAGUCUGAAAUCGACCGCCACGCAGCCACCUUCUCUAGAGAAAGUUAUCAAGCCAUAAGACUAGACUCUCGAAUUGCCUCAUUUGCCAUUGGUCUUAUUGCUUCUAGCGUAGCCAAAUUUGCCUUUCAAACGAACAAUCCUAUUUGGCCGAUUAUGAAUGCAGAGAACGGUGGCUGGAACAAAUUCGGCCUUUUCAUCGCUGUACUGGCCGUGGUACGCUCCUCAAGAAGAUCGGGUUGUGUUAGCGGAGGCGAAUACUAUUCUCCACCUGGCAAGAAAGGAUCGGCCAUUCUUAAUGGCUUGGGUGUUGGGGGUGUCAUUUUUGGUAUGCAUUCACUCCUAUCAGAUUCUAGUACAAUGAUCAGUUGGGUCUGGGAGGGUUUCCCUAUACGUGGUCCCAUACAAGUUCCACAUGGUACAUUGACGAUUUUUGUCAUGAGCACGGGCUUAAUCUUUGGCUUCCAAUACCCGCGUUUGGCUGGAUCAUGGACAGCUUUCAGUAUUGGCUCACUUGGAGCUGCUGUCCUCACCUGUUACAGCCAUUGGUUUGGCUUCUACGGUGGCCUGGCUCUCGCAUUCUAUCUCAUGGCUGUUACUCCUGUCCUCUUCUCUUCUGCCGUUCAUCAUUCACCUGCGUCUACCUUUGGAGUAGCCUUUCUCGUAUGGGUGUUCAUGACUCUUUUCCAUGUGUGGGUCGUUGCAUACGCAUUCGUUCCUGGUGGACCUUUGGUACGGGAAAGAACCGAUUGGGUCAUGACGGUGCUCAUGCUGUGCGUGGGAGCCGGUGUCUUUUCUGCUGCAGUGACAAAUUCCUCUUCUUUGAAGAAGCAAGUUGUUGGCCCGAGCAGGCAUAGACAACGCGCAUACUACCUUUAUGCUCUUGGUCUUUUACAGCUUCUUACAGUAGCUGUUGCGUAUCUUCGAUUUCCAACGAAUGACUAUGUACCACACCACAAAGAUGACAAGGUGGUGACAGCUGGUAUCUGGACUGUUCACUUCGCCCUCGAUAAUGACAUGUGGUCUUCUGAGCAGCGCAUCAUCAACCUUCUGCGUGAGGCCGAACUUGAUGUCGUUGGUCUCUUGGAAUCUGACACUCAGCGUAUUAUCAUGGGUAACCGAGAUUCGACCAUGUUAAUUGCCGAAGAGCUCGGAAUGUAUGUCGACUAUGGGCCUGGUCCUAAUAAACACACUUGGGGCGCUGCUUUACUCUCCAAGUUCCCAAUUCUUAAUUCUACACAUCAUCUCCUACCAUCACCAGUCGGCGAACUGGCACCUGCUAUUCAUGCCACUCUUGACAUGUACGGUGAGAUGGUAGAUGUGGUUGUCUUUCACUCCGGGCAAGAGGAAGAUCCAGAGGACCGUCGAUUACAAACCGAAUAUCUCUCGAAAUUGAUGGGCUCCUCGCCGCGGCCGUUGAUUUUGCUUAGCUACCUUGUAACAAGGCCACUUGAGGGCAAUUACAACACAUAUGUCAGCGACUUGAGUGGCAUGAAAGACAUCGACUUUACAGAUUGGGAUCGAUGGUGUGAGUACAUUCUGUAUAAGAAACUCAAACGCACCGGUUAUGCAAGAAUAUCGAGGAGUACUAUCACAGAUACUGAACUCCAGGUGGGAAAGUUCGUCAUCGGCCAGCCAGAAGGUGAGAAUGAGAUGCGUGUACCAGAGGAGAUGGUACCUGAAGGUCUUCGUUUCCCUGCUUUAUUCCGUGGAGAAGGGGUUCGCGGCCAUCAGUACCAUGUGUUUGAAGAGCCCAGAUAUUGGCAAUAAAUUUUUUAAUUAGUUCAUGUCGACGAAAUGAAAAAAGGGGGGAAUAAUAUUUACAGAUUUGCAAGAAUAAUCCUAGCGCGGGUUCCGGCAUGUUCACGCGAAUUUUUGCUCUUCUAUUUCAAGUCUCUGCUCUACCUGCGCCUCUCGGUG
Talaromyces proteolyticus is the source of this 3257-nucleotide messenger RNA. RefSeq names its product putative integral plasma membrane protein. Bases 192 to 3107 code for a protein of 971 amino acids. Gene Ontology annotation, biological process: GPI anchor biosynthetic process; fungal-type cell wall organization. Lineage: Eukaryota; Fungi; Ascomycota; Eurotiomycetes; Eurotiales; Trichocomaceae. The record is from RefSeq and is a predicted model, not a curated record. The transcript has 8 exons. Gene Ontology annotation, cellular component: endoplasmic reticulum.